Molecule: messenger RNA, 1396 nt
Organism: Ceratitis capitata (Mediterranean fruit fly)
Lineage: Eukaryota; Metazoa; Arthropoda; Insecta; Diptera; Tephritidae
Gene: Mtch
Product: mitochondrial carrier homolog 2
Exons: 5
Coding region: 154-1134 (326 amino acids)
Source: RefSeq, a predicted model, not a curated record
GUCACUGUUUUUUCAUAACCUGUCAAGAAUAUUUUACGAAUAUUCGGAAAAAAGUCUGUAGCAGCCGCCGGUUCCAUAACAUCAAAAUAGGCGCUCUGAAGUUAUAAAUUGCCGUGAAUAUAUAGAGAAGUUUUGCAAAUACAUCGUUAAAUAAUGACAGCGUUAGAUCCAACCUUUGUGAGCAUAAAUGAUAAUGAGGAUAACAGGGAGGUAAACGAAUGGAUACGGUUUGGAAUGCGUUUAGCGGUAAGCUCUGCACUACACCCAUUUGAAUACUCGAAGGUGCUUAUUCAACUGGGCUAUGAACCCAUACCAGCACGUCCUGGUACAUCACUAUUGGGUAAACCAAUAAUGGUGCUACCAAAUAUUUUCCAGUAUGCUGGAUACAUCAGAAAAAUGGAUGGUUUCUAUGGCUGUUAUCGUGGUCUAGCGCCGAAACUGGUGGGUUCAAUUAUGAGCAUGAUUUUCAGUGAAAAAAUUGCUGACAGGGUGGGUCUACCAGCGAUCGAUGAUAAGGAUAAAGACGACAAUGACCUCACCGAUGAAGAGCUUUACGUACAAUUCAAAGUGAACCUGAAACGGGAUGUUGUCUUGAGCGUGUCUGGAAUUAUUGUCUCACAUCCCUUCCAUGUGAUUUCACUGCGUAUGAUGGCACAAUUCAUUGGACGUGAAACAUUAUAUCAAUCAAUUUUCGGUUCUAUCAGAGAGAUUUAUAAAACUGAUGGUGUUGUAGGUUUCUUCGCCGGUUUAGUUCCCAAAUUGCUUUGUGAUGUUGCAUGUUUAGUGCUCACGAGUACCACUGUGUUCGUAUUAAACAAAUAUCUUAUUAAAGACAAAAUUGGCAGACAGUAUAAUGCUGGUUUUAUACAGUUUGCCUUCUCAAGCAUUUUGUAUCCCCUGCAAGUGGUCUCCACAUGCAUGUCUGUGACGAGUUCACGUUUAAUGGCCGGUCGCCCACCAGUUAUGCCCGAAUACAAAAAUUGGGUUGACUGUUGGAAUGACUUGCAAGCGCGUGGCGAACUUAAACGGGGCAGCUCUUUGUUUUGGCGCUCUGUUGGUGGUUCCACAAGAAUUAUUAAUGCUGGCAAGCGUGUUGACUUUGUGCCCCUGCCUACUAUUUCAAAAUAUCAAUAAGCCAAAUCUACGAAUCCACUACCUCAAUCCUGGAGCAACGAUGCAUUUUAAAUAUAAUUUAUUUUGCUGUUGAUUUGCAGCGCAAAUAUUUAAAACUAUUUGCAUUUGGUGUUAAAUUUUUUUUUUUAGGAAAUUAGUUGGAAUUUAAAAUUACAGAAAUAAAACGGACAGGCGCAUCACAUGGUCUACAAAGAUUUUUACCAAUUCUUUAUUUAAAUUAAUGUAUUUAAUUGGAAAUGAAAUUAAAUGAACUUAGCUCGUA